AUGUCUGUUGAACCUAAAGAACUUUACUACCAGGACCUUGUCCUAGACCACAACAAUCAGCAGGGCACAGGAGGAGGAUCUGACAUGUACGAAAAGCACUUUUCCUCAUCCUUAAUCCCUGCAGGUUCAACACCAUAUGAUUCGCAGCCCUUUGAUCCCUCCUACAUGAGCUUCACUGAGUGUUUGCAAGGGGGCAUGGACUACAAUUCUCUUGCAACUUCUUUCGGCCUCUCUCCUUCCUCAUCAGAGGUUUUCUCAUCUGUUGAAGGGAACCACAAGCCUGCAGAAGGAGGAGAUGGAGGUGCUGGUUGUGGUGGUGGCAGUGAAACCCUUGCGACCCUUAACUCAUCUAUCUCUUCUUCAUCUUCUGAAGCCGGGGCUGAAGAAGACUCAGGAAAGAGCAAAAAAGAUAGGCAGGUGAAAGCAGAAGAAGGAGGAGGAGGAGAAAACUCUAAGAAAGGGAACAAGGAUAAGAAGAAAGGAGAGAAGAAACAGAAGGAGCCAAGGUUUGCCUUCAUGACCAAGAGUGAGGUCGAUCACCUUGAAGAUGGAUACAGAUGGAGAAAAUAUGGACAGAAAGCUGUCAAGAAUAGCCCUUACCCAAGGAGCUACUACAGGUGCACUACACAGAAGUGCACAGUGAAGAAACGCGUGGAGAGGUCAUUUCAGGACCCAACCACUGUGAUAACAACGUAUGAAGGUCAGCACAACCAUCCGGUCCCCACAUCGCUGAGAGGGAAUGCGGCCGCAGGAAUGUUCACACCUUCUUUGCUCGCCACACCAACUCCACUCGCAGCCGGGUCAAACUUCCCUCAAGAUCUCUUCCUUCACAUGCACCAUCACCACCCUCAUCAUCACAUUCACAACACCCUCUUCACCACACAAUCAACAAACUCUGUUGCUACUACUACCACUACUGUUACUACUGCUGCUGCUGGUGCUAUUCCUCCCUCCAUUUACUCUUCCUAUAACGUUAACAACUCUCUUCUUCACAGCCAGUAUCUUCCUUCUGAAUAUGGCCUCCUUCAAGACAUAGUCCCCUCCAUGUUUCACAACAAGACACACCACCAGAAUUAA
Molecule: messenger RNA, 1077 nt
Organism: Sphenostylis stenocarpa
Lineage: Eukaryota; Viridiplantae; Streptophyta; Magnoliopsida; Fabales; Fabaceae
Source: the annotation of a GenBank genome assembly